CUGGCUAUUAUGCGUGUGAACGAUGCAACCAAAAAGGGCGGCACAUUGAAAGCAGGGUCACAUUUCCCAAACUGCACGCACCAACACGAACGAAUGCAUCAUUUCGAUCUCAAGAGAACAAGCGCCACCAUUCUGGUUUUUCACCAUUCCUAUCGCUUGAUGUUGACAUGAUUUCAUUUUUCCCAUCUGAAUACAUGCACCUCGUUUGCCUGGGAGUCAUGCGACGACUCUUAAAGAAUUGGGUAUGCCAAGGCCACAGUAAUAGAUUGAGCAGACUGCAUCGUUGCCAACUAAAUGAAAGCCUGCGAGAGGCAUCCAAAGCAUUUCCAACAUAUUUCCAGCGAAAGCCAAGGGGUACAGAAGAACUUGAUCGUUGGAAGGCAACAGAGUUUCGGACAUUCCUCCUUAAUGUGGGGCCUGUUGUCCUAAAGCCUCUUCUGCCUCCAUCACACUACAAACAUUUUAUCAGAAUUUUAGCAUCACCUCAGUACUACUGUGAAUACUAUGAUUUUGCCAAAGAUGUGCUGAGGUACUUUGUUCAAGAGUUUAGUGAGCUAUACGGAAGAAACCAGCUUGUGUACAAUGUGCACUCACUAAUUCAUCUUGCUGACCAGUGCCGGGACCAUGGCCCAUUGGAUCAGUUUAGUGCAUUCCCUUUUGAAAGCUACCUUGGACGAAUGAAGAAGUUGCUGCGAUCCUCCAACAAGCCACUUUCACAGCUAAGUAGGAGAAUCUCUGAACUGAGGCACUCGACCAAGAACCAAGUCGAGCAGAAACUGCAACAUGUGAAGCCUGGAGACUGCUUCCUGAUUGACAGUGCUCCUGUGGUUGUUCUGGAAAUAAUGGGAGACCACUUCAAGGGAGGGAUUUUACCAAAUGCCAGGGACUUUUUCAAACUUCCACUCAAAUCGUCUCAGUUGAAUAUUUGGCGCUGCAACACCUUAAGUAAUAGAAGUAAGGUCUGGCCUCUUGAUGACCUCCGGAAUACUGCUCAGUGCCUGAGGCUUAACUACAAGCAAGGACAUGUUGUUGUUCCUCUUUUGCACUUUCACUGAAGCUGUCAGUGGUCGGUGGACUUAUAUUAACCCAAACUGCCAUAGUCAGUCAUCUGACUGCCAUACUGCUAUGCCUCCAAUGGCCAUAAUGUCUGUUCUAUAUGAGGCCGACAGUUGGGCUAGUUGGAAUUCAAAGAAAAAGACAUUUUCAAAGAAAAGUUAUCCUUUUGUCUCUGCACCUCUUUUCAUUUUUCUUAUGUGCUGGAACAUGUCCUUGUUUGUUCUAUUGUCAUUGUCGCGAAUCACUUAUUCAAGCCAUGUUCAAGCUUUCUGCAUCAAGCAUCUUGUCACUAAUACAGUCAUUAGCACUAUUGUCCAGAGUGCUUGAAUGGCAUCCUUUGACCUGCACAGGUAGCAUUUGGUGGUAACACUGGAUUCGAGGUAGCAUACAACUGUGUAUGGAUUGCUGCACUGAUGGUACUUCCCUAAUCUUUCUCCUGACAGGCCUUCGUGUCUUCCGCAGCUGCAAUUUCCUGAAGGCACUGCAUUGCCACUGAGCAAAAGUAGAGAUAACACAUGGCAAAACUUUCAUCAGCACACGCCAGGAUGUGUUAUCUUGACAUUUAUUCCAUGGCACCUUCAGACGCUACAGUUACCGAAGCCACAGUGGCCAGUAAAGUGAAAAAGAUAAAGCUAGCAGUGAUCAGUGCAGCAGUGCAAGACUCGGUCCAAUGACAGAGCUGCUAGCUCCCCAUUUGAGGACUGCACUUGCAUAGCACCACUUUUGCCUCAGAAGCCAGGAAGCAGCAGACGAUCAGAAAGUCCAUCAUAUCAGUGCAGCAGCGCAUUCUCAGAUGUAAGGUAUCUAGAGCCAGGUGUUAUCGAUAAAUGUCGCCCAAGCAGGCCUAAGCAUGCCGUUCAAGCACUUAAGCAUGCUGAUAACUGUACAACCCGGACAAAUUGCAUUUCAAGCCUUCAAGGUUCAGCCCCAGCUUUCAUUUUUGCUGCUGAUGUGUUUUCACCACAUCAGGCUCAUACUGCCAUGUCUCUUGAGAAGUCACCGCUCUCACUUGGGCACAUCACCACCUCCCGACUUGGGUUUUGAUUGACACAGCAGAGCAUCUGAGCCAUCCAGUUCUGCAACACAGUAUCCAGCUGAGCCUGCACCUAACUUGCUGAAACUGUACUUGUGCUUAGAUACCUCCAGUUUCUACGUGUUGAAGUGCACUUCACCUGUGACAAGCUGCAGCAUGGAACACUAAACGGCCCUUUUCAGGGCCACCCGAACUAUAUGACUGGUGGGGACGUGGCAGCUCCUACUCUGCUCUCCCUGACCCUCUAGAAAAUUAGCAUGUAGUUAUGUAUGUCUGUGUGCGAAUAGAAUAUCAUUUGGAAUCGUGGGAAGUGCUUCUGGAAAAAAUAUAUAUACAGAACAGUCUUUCUUUUCUAGAAUAAACAGAAGGAAAGAGCGAGAGAAUCAACAAACCAUUUCUUUAGUAAUCACAGUAAAUACUGCUAUGGAAUGAAAGGAAAUUAAAAAAAAAACAUAACUAGGCAACAUGAAGUGAACACGAAACCAAAGGCUUCCAGAUUUGUGUGAUCAUGACAGUAACAGAGCAAAAUGACAAUGUAAUGCCAUUUGAGACUUCAUCUGCGCAAGUGUUGAGUGUCUCUUAAAUGCUGUUGCAGUCAGGUUAAGCUUUCUAGUGCUAGGCGCCCUGUUCUUGCAAUCUGAUACUCUCAAAACUCUGGGAUGAACUUCUGCAACCAGCAUGUUUUAAAUACAGCCGCCUUCUUUUAGAAAACAAACCACCAUAAAAUUCAGGAAGAUGCAAGCAAAGUAAGUGACAGAACAGAAG
Dermacentor andersoni is the source of this 2854-nucleotide messenger RNA. Lineage: Eukaryota; Metazoa; Arthropoda; Arachnida; Ixodida; Ixodidae. The record is from RefSeq and is a predicted model, not a curated record.